AUGUUGAAAUCAAAUGAAACCUCUUAGGUAGAUCCCUCUUAAUUCAUGGUCUACUCACCAGUUCAAACUUAUAACUCAUCAAUGAUAAUCAAUCAAAACCCACAAGAGCCUGCUCCUUAAAAGAAGUACAAGUCAAUUUUUGCUAGAUUCUUCAUUAUCUAAGAUGGAGUAAUCUCUGUUUCCUUAAGGGAUCAAACUAUUAUUUUGAGUGCAUUGAUUUCCAUUUCUCUAAUUGUUAUGGGAUAUUUUUCUUGUCAUAAUAACGAUUUCGAGUGUGAUUUACACGACUUCCCUAUGGUAUCGACUGUUAUUGCACUUCCUAUGUACGAUAGAACUUUCAUUAUCCUGACUACCAUCAUGAUGUUUGGAGUCUAAUAGGUUAAUAUCAGAGCCUUCUAUAAGAAGCUUUAUGGAAUAAUCCCCGACAAAUAAAAUGAUAACAUGUUCAACCUAGGAGUUGUUUCAUGCUUUGCACUUCCUCUCAUUGGAGUAUUCGAUGAGCACAAAUGGGGAACUAUCCAUGGAAUCUGUGCUAUUGCUUUCUUUGGGUGUUUUGGUGUAUACUGUGUAAUGCUUGGAAAUUAUCUCUCAGCCAACAAAGAUAAGUUCAAUCCAGCUGAAUCACACAGCAUUGACAAAAUGAAGCAAGGAUCAAGAGUUAUUGUUGUUCUUUUGGCAGCUCUUUUGCUCUCAUUCAUUUUCUAUCACAGCAAAGUCCCUACUCCAUUGAUUGAAUGGGCAGUUGUUCUUUAUUAUAGCAACUUCUUUGCUAUUGCAAGCUAUGCUAAUGGAUUCUAUGACUCAGUUCAUCAAGAUGGAACUCUAAUCAAACCAUGA
Messenger RNA from Stylonychia lemnae, 837 nucleotides. The record is from the annotation of a GenBank genome assembly. Lineage: Eukaryota; Ciliophora; Spirotrichea; Sporadotrichida; Oxytrichidae.